Molecule: messenger RNA, 1493 nt
Organism: Seminavis robusta
Lineage: Eukaryota; Bacillariophyta; Bacillariophyceae; Naviculales; Naviculaceae
Source: the annotation of a GenBank genome assembly
AUAUUAGAAGAAGUUGAUAGCGUUAAAGCUUCAGUUUUUGGGAUGGAUUUUGAGAACCCCUCGGAGCCAAAGCUAUUAAUAUCCUCUCUUUGUCCCCGUGGCGAAAUGCUCCUGGACUUUCCCCAAAAGAGACGUUGAGGAUUGAUUGAGCGACCAUGACAGAUCCCACUCUAGUACGCCCUUCCGAUAAUGAAGAAGAGGACGUCCACGGUCAUCAGGACCAUGAGCAUACGAAAAAGAAAAAGGCUCUGACGGAUGAUUGGCGAUCCUGGCUGAUCCUCAAUGUAGCGCGUGGUUGCGAUCGACACGAGUUGUUUGAUCGAUGCGUGGUGGAGCAUGGUUUCGACGAAGCGGAUGUCUUGGAGGCCAUGGAUCGAUAUGAUCAAGAAGAUCAAAAGAAGGAGCAAGUAGAAGAAAAGAAAGUCAACGGAGAAGAAGAUGAAAAUGAGAAGAAAAUACAAACACGAAAUAAUAUUGAUACGACUUCGACAACCCACAACAAAGCAGUCAACAAUGGCUGGAAAGAAUGGAUUCGAGUGCGAUUGGAUCAAGGCAAUACAAAAGAGCAGGUUUUCUUAUUGUGUGUAAAGGAAGGAUUGAAUUUGGAUCAAGUCUCGCAAGUACUGGGUGGCUAUCGUGCCCGCACUCAUGAGGACGCCUUUUUGGUCUGCCCAAAACCAGCCUUUGCCAAAAGAACCUUUACUCCUCGCGCUUGGCGCAUCGAUUCGGAUCUGGUAGACCUCUACGAAAUUCCCCACUUUUUAACCAAGGAAGAAUGUCAAGAUGUCAUUCAUGCCAUUAACACGGGCAUGUUGGAGCGGUCCAUUGUCACGGAUGGAAAUGCGGCAGCCAGAACCAGUCAAACGUGUCAUUUGCGACGGACCAAUGAUACAAGAAGUGGCAUUAUCCGUCGCGUCGAAGACAAGUUGCAAAAAUUAAUGGGAGAAGAUUGUCGUCCCGUGUCGCAUGCCGAAACAUUGCAGGGACAGUGUUACAGCGCCGGAGAAUAUUUCAGUGCCCACACGGAUUGGUUCGAACCGGAUUCGGAAGAAUACAACAAACAUUGCCAACGAGGGGGGCAGCGAACGUGGACCGUCAUGGUGUACCUGAACAAUGUAACAGAGGGUGGAGAAACCAAAUUUGUGCAUUUGGAACGAGACUUUAUGCCGAGACAAGGAUGGGCACUGGCAUGGAACAAUCUGGACGCGGACCACGAAACGCCCAAUCCAUGGACGUUGCAUGAAGCCAUGCCUGUCAUGGAGGGCAAAAAGUAUGUAUUGACCAAGUGGUUUCGAGAAAAGAGCAUGACGUGAAAUUACCAUCGUGUGAUUAGUCUAGCAGUCCAUGCACCGCAUCAAUCAUGAAACCAAGGAUGAAUUCGACAACUAUCGCAGUUGUUGCCAGUCGGAUACUAGUUAUCUACUCCACUAGCUAGCUAUAGUCUACCUUGAGCAAUGUUCACAAUCAAUAGAGGACUAUUACCCAAUUUUACA